Molecule: messenger RNA, 1143 nt
Organism: Pistacia vera
Lineage: Eukaryota; Viridiplantae; Streptophyta; Magnoliopsida; Sapindales; Anacardiaceae
Product: UDP-glycosyltransferase 74E2-like
Exons: 4
Coding region: 1-1143 (380 amino acids)
Molecular function (GO): UDP-glycosyltransferase activity
Source: RefSeq, a predicted model, not a curated record
AUGCUUCAAUUCUGCAAGCGCUUAGCAUCAAAAGGCCUCAAGGCGACUCUAAUUUGCACAAACGCAAUAACUAGGAAGUGCAUCCAAACUCAAGCCACCUCCAUCAACGUUGAGCACAUUUCUAAUGGAUCCAAUGACGAUGAAAACCUUUGUUUCACUGUUUCACAAAACCUCGCUGAAUUCAUUGAGAAACAAAUGAGUUCUGAUUACCCGCCUAAAUUUCUUGUUUACGAUUCGUUUAUGCCAUGGGUUCUCGACAUAGCGAGAAGAUUUGGCAUCGAUGGAGCUCCUUUUUUCACUCAACCUUGGGCUGUUAAUGCCAUUUACUAUCAUUUCCAUCAAGGGAGAUUCAAAGUUCCUUUGGAAGAGCCUAUAAUUUCCUUGCCUUCAAUGCCACCGCUGAGGAUCAAUGAUCUUCCGUCGUUCAUUAAUGGAACUGACUCUUACCCUUCUUUGUUAAAGUUGGUUGUCAGCCAAUUUUCUAAUAUUGAAGAAUCCAAGUGGCUCUUCUGUAACACUUUUGAUAAGCUUGAAGAUGAGGUAGUGAAAUGGAUGGCAAGUAAAUUCCCAGUGAAGAAUGUUCGGCCAACCAUUCCAUCAAUGUACUUGGACAAGAAGUUGGAGAAUGACAAAGAUUAUGGCCUCAGCCUCUUCAAACCAAGCACUGAUACUUGCAUGACAUGGCUAGACUCCAAGGAAACUGGCUCUGUAGUCUGUGUAUCAUUUGGAAGCUUGGGUGCCCUGGAAAUAGAGCAAAUGGAGGAAGUCGCAUGGGGGCUUAAGAGGAGUAAUUGCAACUUCUUGUGGGUAGUGAAGAAAUCCGAAUUCGAAAAGCUUCCGAAAAAAUUCUGUGAGGAAACAAUUGAGAAAGGUUUGGUUGUGGGUUGGAGUCCUCAAACUGAAGUUCUGGGUCACAAGUCAGUGUGGUGUUUCAUGAAACAUUGCGGGUGGAACUCGCUCGAGGCUCUGAGCUUGGGAGUGCCGAUGGUGGCGAUGCCAAUUUGGACAGAUCAAACAACUAAUGCUAAGUUUGUUGAAGAUGUGUGGCAGGUUGGGGUUCAAGUAGGAGUUAAUGAACAAGGAAUUGUGACAAGAAAGGAGAUCGAGGUUUGUAUAAAGGAAGUCAUGGAAGGAGAGAAAUAA